GCGGGCUGCUCUGCAAUUAAUGCACGCAUUUAAAACUCCCGAAGCUGUGGACGCCAUGCACAGGAAACACCUCCAGGAGAUUCCCGACCAGAGUAGCAACGUUACUACCAGCUUCACGUGGGGAUGGGAUUCUAGCAAGACUUCUGAAUUGCUCUCAGGCAUGGGGGUGUCCGCCCUGGAGAAGGAAGAGGUGGACAGUGAGAACAUCCCCCAGGAGCUGCUGUCCAACCUGAGCCACCCUCAGAGCCCCCCACGAAAACGGCUGAAGAGCAAAGGGAAUGACAAGGACUUUGUGAUCGUCCGCAGAUCUAAGCUAAAUCGAGAGAACUUUCCAG
Molecule: messenger RNA, 335 nt
Organism: Manis javanica (Malayan pangolin)
Lineage: Eukaryota; Metazoa; Chordata; Mammalia; Pholidota; Manidae
Source: RefSeq, a predicted model, not a curated record